UUAUAAAAACAAUUGGGUUUCUUAACAACUUCUUUCUGUUGGUACUUGAUGCAAAGGUUUUUGUGCCUUCUUACCCAAAAUCUCUGACUGAGUUGAUGGGAAAGUCUUCUAUUUUGCUUAUCAAUGGAAGCUUGCAAAGGAGAAUCCAUGGACUAGUGGGUGGCUUCUUUAAAUCUCCACAACUCAAGGCUCAAAUCACCAGAGACAUGUACAAGUAUGUCCAAGAAUCUAUGACAAAUUGGAGCCAUGACCGACCCAUCUACAUUCAGGAUGAAACCAAAAAUAUUGCAUUUCAAGUACUAGUUAAGGCAUUGAUUAAUUUGGAUCCUGGUGAGGAAAUGGAGUCUCUAAGAAAACAAUUUCAAGAAUUCAUUGCAGGCCUCAUGUCAUUACCAAUAAACAUUCCUGGAACUAGGCUUCACAGAUCAUUACAGGUAAGCAAAGAAAAAAAUGGUGAAGCAAGUAUAGAAAAUUUUAGAAGCCAGGAAAAGUAGUAGUGGGAUGAUCACCAAAGAGGCUCCAAGAGAUGUAAUAGAUGUUCUUCUAAAUGACACAAGUGGUCAAUUAACAUAUGAUCUAAUAGCUGAUAACAUUAUAGAUAUGAUGAUCCCAGGAGAGGAUUCAGUUCCUGUUCUUUUGACUCUUGCAGUGAAAUAUCUCUCAGAUUUUCCUGCUGUCCUACAACAGUUACUGGUUUGUGGAAAUUAUGGCUCCUGUCUUUUCUUGAAAAGCUUGGCGGUGUGUAUGGCACAUGAUUCAGGUAUAUUGAGAUGAUUUCUUUGGAGCAAUUCUUGACAACAUUUGUAGUUGAGGCCUUUAGAAUGGAAAAAUGUAUUUCACUAAUUUUUGUGUACAUUUCUUGUUUUGUAUU
This is a messenger RNA of Humulus lupulus (European hop), 871 nucleotides long. RefSeq names its product cytochrome P450 90D2-like. The transcript is spliced from 5 exons. Bases 502 to 774 code for a protein of 90 amino acids. The record is from RefSeq and is a predicted model, not a curated record. Gene Ontology annotation, molecular function: heme binding; iron ion binding; oxidoreductase activity, acting on paired donors, with incorporation or reduction of molecular oxygen. Lineage: Eukaryota; Viridiplantae; Streptophyta; Magnoliopsida; Rosales; Cannabaceae.